AUGGCCAAUAAUAAUUACCAAUGGCCAAGUGAACGACCAGGUAGUAAUAAAAAUGUUGCAGGGGUUCAUGAGCUAGAUGCAAUCACAACCUUAACUGCUCAAGUUGCGUCUCUAACUAAGCAGCUGCAACAAAAUACCAUGUCUGCCCAGGUUGUGCAAGCCCAAUGUCAAGCUAUCACUUUGAGGAGCGGGAAAGAAAUUGAGGAUCCUUCUCUAAAGGAGACUCAACAAAAGAAGGCAAAAGAAGAGGGGAGCUAUGAAAAAGUUGAGCCCCAAGUGGAGGAAAAGGUUAUUGAAGGCCUUGCAACCAAAGAGAAGUUUCAACUGGAAGUUGUUGAUUCUAAUGUCAAAAUCCCGUAUCCACAACGACUCCGGAAGACUUCUCUUGACAAACAAUUCUCCAAGUUUCUUGAGAAGAAACUACCUCCCAAGCUUAAAGAUCUGGGUAGUUUCGCGAUUCCUUGCUCAGUAGAAGAUACUAUUACUACCAAGGCCUUAUGUGAUUUAGGGGCUAGUAUAAAUUUAAUGCUCUUAUCUAUUUUUCGGAAGCUGAAAUUAGGAGAAGCUCGCCCCACUACUGUGUCCUUACAAAUGGUAGACCGCUCUGUUAAGCAACCUCGUGGAGUAAUUGAAGAUGUCUUAGUUAAGGUUGGUAAAUUUAUCUUCCCCACUGAUUUUAUUAUUCUAGAUAUGGAGGAAGAUGCUAACAUUCCCAUUAUUUUGGGAAGAACAUUCUUAGCCAUAGGGACAGCACUAAUUGAUGUACAAAAGGGGGAGUUGAAGCUGCGAGUGCAAAACGAAGAGGUAAAAUUUAAUGUUUUUGCAGCAACUGAUAUUCCAACUUGUUGUAGAGUGGAUGUGGUAUGUAGUGGUGGUAGUAAUUUGGAAACCACCAAGAGAAAAACCAAUGCUAAAAUUGGUAGUCGAGCAUUUCAUCAUUGUUUGAAACGGUACUAUAGUGGGAAGGCUCGAAGGCUACACGAGAAGUGGAAGGCUCCAACAAUUAGCAACAUCAAAAGAUGA
Messenger RNA from Humulus lupulus (European hop), 1023 nucleotides. RefSeq lists its product as uncharacterized. The record is from RefSeq and is a predicted model, not a curated record. The transcript is spliced from 3 exons. Lineage: Eukaryota; Viridiplantae; Streptophyta; Magnoliopsida; Rosales; Cannabaceae. The coding region runs from base 1 to 1023 and encodes 340 amino acids.